This is a messenger RNA of Xylaria bambusicola, 1931 nucleotides long. Its product is annotated as aminotransferase. Bases 239 to 1513 code for a protein of 424 amino acids. Gene Ontology annotation, cellular component: mitochondrion. Gene Ontology annotation, molecular function: L-aspartate:2-oxoglutarate transaminase activity; pyridoxal phosphate binding. Gene Ontology annotation, biological process: L-aspartate catabolic process; biosynthetic process. The record is from RefSeq and is a predicted model, not a curated record. The transcript is spliced from 4 exons. NCBI's taxonomy places the organism in Eukaryota, Fungi, Ascomycota, Sordariomycetes, Xylariales, Xylariaceae.
UUAGCGUAGCAGCGUCACCUGCAUCAUUGUACCUUCAGCGUACCACAGCGUACCACUGCCUACCACAUGAGGCCAUCCCAUCCGCACCACCGCGCGCCCUUCAACCUAUAACCCCGUCGUCGUCUAUCGUCCGCACAUUUCUAUCUAACCUCUCCUUCUCCCUCUUUUCUUCCCUCCCUCCCUCCCUCUCUCCUGCUUCCUUCCCUCCCACCAUCACCACCCAUCUAUAAUUCCCAACAUGCAAGCCGCCCUCCGCAUUGCCUCUCGCCAGGCCACCGCCGUUAGACGCGCCUCCGUCUUCGGCUUACAAGCUGCCAGAGCUGGCUCCACCUGGGCCAACGUUCCCCAGGGCCCACCGGUAUGUAUCACCGAAGCCUUCAAAGCCGACAGCUUUGAGAAGAAGAUCAACCUAGGUGUCGGUGCCUACCGUGAUGACAAGGGAAAGCCAUAUGUCCUCCCUUCGGUCCGGACCGCUGAGGAGAAGGUUGUUAACGCCAAGCUGAACAAGGAGUACGCUGGCAUCACCGGUGUGCCCGAGUUCACCAAGGCCGCCGCCAUCCUCGCCUACGGCAAGGACUCGCCCGCCCUCGACCGCCUCGCCAUCACCCAGUCCAUCUCCGGCACUGGCGCCCUGCGCAUUGCCGCCGCCUUCCUCCAGCGCUUCUACCCGGGCGACAAGACCAUCUACAUCCCCAACCCCUCGUGGGCCAACCACAAGGCUGUCUUUAGCGAUGCUGGUCUCAAGGUCCAGCAGUACCGCUACUAUGACAAGAACACCAUCGGCCUCGACUUCGAGGGCUUGAUUGCCGACAUCAAGGCCGCCCCCAAGGGCAGCAUCUUCCUGUUCCACGCCUGCGCCCACAACCCCACCGGUGUCGACCCCUCCCAAGAGCAGUGGAAGGAGAUCAGCGAGGCCGUCAAGGCCCAGGGCCUCUUCUCCUUCUUCGACAUGGCGUACCAGGGUUUCGCCAGCGGUGACACCGACAAGGAUGCCUUUGCUCUGCGCUACUUCGUCGAGCAGGGCCACGAAGUCUGCCUGGCCCAGAGUUUCGCCAAGAACAUGGGUCUCUACGGUGAGCGUGUAGGUGCUUUCUCCAUUCUCGGCUCUUCUGCUGAGGAGAAGAAGCGUCUCGACUCUCAGGUCAAGAUUCUCGUGCGCCCCAUGUACUCGAACCCUCCCAUCCACGGCGCUCGCGUGGCCUCCGAGAUCCUCAACACCCCGGCGCUGUACCAGCAGUGGUUGGGCGAGGUUAAGGAGAUGGCCGAUCGCAUCAUUACGAUGCGCAGCCUGCUCAAGAACAACCUCGAGAAGCUCGGCAGCAGCCACGACUGGAGCCACAUCACCUCGCAGAUCGGCAUGUUUGCCUACACCGGCCUCGACGCCGAGAGCAUGAAGAAGCUGGCCAAGGAGCACAGCGUCUACGCCACCAUGGACGGCCGUAUCAGUGUCGCCGGAAUCACGAGCGACAACGUCGGCCGUCUCGCUGAGGCCAUCUACAAGGUCAAGGGUUAAGUCAAAAAUAACACAUGAGGUAAAUGAAAACAUCUGUACGAUUUUGACGGGAUCAUGUUGGGGGCGUUUUUUCUCCUUCGGAUUAGUACGAGGAAGGGAAAAAGACAUACAGGGCUUUCACUAUGAUUGGUCACAUAUAUUCCCCGGAUAACGAUGAAUAUGAAAAGGAUAACAAUUCUGUUAUCCUCAUUUUUGUUGCACACUUGGAUGUUUUUUUGUUUUCUUUUUUUUUUUUUGCUUUCUUUUACUCACCUACCUUCCUAUCUUUUCAUUUCUCGGAUAGAUAAGAUGGAUGGAUAAAAUAGGGAGAGGAGAGAGGGAAAGCAGGAAAAAAAAAAAAAUCUCUCACUCACCUGGUAGAUAGAUUAGACAGCGAAUUGAUACCAUGAGCUCCUCUUUUCGUGCUAUCUAUCAUGAC